AUGACAGAUCACCAAAGCUCGCUAUUCAGGCCGGCAGCUUUUGCUGUCGGUGUCGCGUUGCAUGUAUGUCUCUUCCGGCUCGGAGAAUGGGAUCUUGCGACGACUAAGCUCAUCAUCGGAGCCUUUUUGUCCUGCGCGGCAUCGGGCGUCGCGUUGUGGCAAUUGUUUCCCGCCGACUAUCCCUCACUCCUCGCUAGCUUCACCACUGCAUCUCAACUAACAGGCAUUCUCAUUCUGGGGAUUGUGUGCAGCAUGAUGGUCUACAGGGGCGCUUUUCAUCGCUUGGGACACUUUCCAGGGCCUUUUUUGGCGCGUUUCUCAAACCUCUAUGUCACGAGGCUUUCCGCAAAGAAGCUUCAUUUGUACGAAGAAAUCCAGAGCCUCCACCACAAAUACGGCGACUAUGUCAGAAUUGGCCCAUCGGAAAUAUCGAUAAACGACCCAAGAGCCGUUUUACUCAUCCAUGGAGCUCAAUCAAAAUGUGGAAAGGGGCCAUGGUACGAAAUAUUACGACCCAGGGUCUCGUUGCAGAUGAUUCGUAACAAGAGCGAGCAUAUCAAACGCAGAAAGACAUGGGACCGUGGUUUCAGCGCCAAAGCUCUACGAGAUUACGAGCCCAGGGUGAUCAAGCACACGGACAACUUUAUCGCUCAACUAGAAAAAAUGGAAAACACGCCCGUUAACAUUACAGAUUGGUUCAACUUUUACAGCUUCGACGUUAUGGGAGAUUUAGCUUGGGGAAAGUCUUUCGGAAUGGUGUCAGGUGGUAUCAAACACUACUUCAUGACAUCUCUCCAUGCCGACAUGACAAACAUUGGUCUAUUUACACACAUGCUAUGGCUCUUCCCGCUAUUCAAAGCAACGCCAAUCAUCAACAGUGAGCAUAUCAAAUUCUGGAAUUGGGUCAAAGCGCAGGUCGAUGAAAGACGAAGGACCAAACCAGAAUCUCCAGACGUAUUCUCGUGGCUGCUCGAGAGCCACGAGAGUUUGGAGCAUCCCACUGCCCAAGAUGAAAUGGACUUGAUUGGCGAUGCGUAUCUUAUUGCGGUGGCUGGCAGUGAUACAACGGCAGCAAGUCUAACAUGUCUCUUCUAUGAGUUGGCACUUCACCAAGAACAGCUCAAGGCGUUACAGACAGAAGUCGAUACGUUCUCUGAAGGCCAAGAGCAGCUGGAUAUACGCGGUCUAGCAAAAUUACCACAUCUAGACGCCAUCAUCAACGAGGUUCUUCGUUUGCACCCGCCGGUGCCAUCGGGUCUCCAGAGAAUGACACCACCAGAGGGUCUGACCAUUGGCGACACUUUUGUUCCUGGCAACACCAUCGUUCAAUGUCCCACCCAUACGAUGCACCGAGAUGCGCGAUAUUUCGAGCGACCCGAUGAAUUCCUGCCUCAGCGGUGGAGUACUGAAAAGGAAUUGACCAAGGACGCCUCAGUAUUCGUUCCAUUUUCUACUGGUCGAUAUUCGUGUAUUGGAAAGCAAUUGGGCUUGAUGGAAGUCCGAUACAUGACUGCCCAGAUCGUCCGCAAAUACGACGUAGCCUUGGCAAAGGAUCAAACCCCGAAAGAUUUCGUGGACGGAAAGCGAGACACAUUCACGCUAGCUCUGGCCUCGCUCAACCUGGUAUUUACAAGAAGAAAGAAUGUGGCCUAG
Messenger RNA from Ilyonectria robusta, 1653 nucleotides. RefSeq names its product benzoate 4-monooxygenase cytochrome P450. Gene Ontology annotation, molecular function: monooxygenase activity; oxidoreductase activity, acting on paired donors, with incorporation or reduction of molecular oxygen; iron ion binding. The record is from RefSeq and is a predicted model, not a curated record. The transcript is spliced from 7 exons. Lineage: Eukaryota; Fungi; Ascomycota; Sordariomycetes; Hypocreales; Nectriaceae. The coding region runs from base 1 to 1653 and encodes 550 amino acids.